Molecule: messenger RNA, 365 nt
Organism: [Candida] anglica
Lineage: Eukaryota; Fungi; Ascomycota; Pichiomycetes; Serinales; Debaryomycetaceae
Source: the annotation of a GenBank genome assembly
AUACCAACUUUAUCAAUCAACAUAGACCCCCAUCAAUAAGACCAUGUCCACAGUACAAACAGAACAACAGCUGCAGGAGCCACUUGACCUUAUUAGAUUCCAACUUGACGAACCUGUGUUGGUCAAGUUGAGAGGAGCCCGUGAAAUGAAGGGUAAGCUUCAAGGGUACGACUCUCAUUGUAACAUGGUGAUCAGUGAAGCUGAAGAAUAUAUAUACGAUGUCAAGGACAACGAGGAACCAGUGGUGAAGAAGUCCGAAAUGGUGUUUGUGAGAGGGGACUCUGUCAUUUUGAUCAGUCCAAUUUCCGAGUAAGGAAAUGAAUAAUAAAAUAUGUACAAUACGAUAUAUUAAAUAUACAAGGGAA